GGUUAUGUUUCUUAGUUGCGGAGGUUUGCCUCGUUGCUGGAUCAGCAAGGAAUGCUUAUCACACCAAGUAUAUCGGUUACUAUGAGAAGAAGGAUUUGACAUCAUGUAUCGCCCUUCGUAAGGGUGUUUUUGCGGCAGCAGCUGGCUUUGUGCUGAUUUUAUUUGCAUCAUCUUUGUCAUUCUACUGGAACUAUACCAAGGCGGAUACAGCAGGAUGGGUUAAACACCAAAAUGAGGGUGUAGGCAUGGCAGAAUAUGGCCAUGAUAAGGGUGAGCUUAGAAGCUCCAAUGUGUGAAAUGUUAUGUCAUGCUAAUGCCAACAAUUGGUGAUCAUAGCGCCCUACAAUACAGAUGGCAAAUAGGAUCUCUUUAGUUUCUUUGUAGUCUUGGAGUUUGUGAUUUUUGAAACAAGAUGGAGAGCUUUGUUGCACUGUAUGCGAUCGCAGCAGUACAUUUUGAAUGUUUGGUUAGAAUUUUGAUAUAGAAAUAUUUUGGUUUGUGUUUUUAAUACUUGAAUGAUCAUGUAUGUGUGUGUCUGGAGGCUGAGGAUGCGUUGAUACACCUCCGCAUGAUUGUAUUUAAUGAUUGCUUGAAAAGUGUUGGCUGUAAAAGGUUUUUUUGCUGGAUUUGUUUGUUUGGAGUUGAGACAUUUCUUUGGUGUGUCUUUAGUGGCUU
Messenger RNA from Phalaenopsis equestris, 675 nucleotides. RefSeq lists its product as uncharacterized. NCBI's taxonomy places the organism in Eukaryota, Viridiplantae, Streptophyta, Magnoliopsida, Asparagales, Orchidaceae. The record is from RefSeq and is a predicted model, not a curated record.